This is a messenger RNA of Caenorhabditis remanei, 1674 nucleotides long. RefSeq lists its product as uncharacterized. Bases 1 to 1674 code for a protein of 557 amino acids. The record is from RefSeq and is a predicted model, not a curated record. Gene Ontology annotation, molecular function: SH3 domain binding. The transcript has 6 exons. Lineage: Eukaryota; Metazoa; Nematoda; Chromadorea; Rhabditida; Rhabditidae.
AUGAAUUGCUUCCUCUCUUAUUUCAGCUUGUUUUUCAGUGUAGUUUCGUCGAGAACGAUUAGCGUUCACUAUAUCUGCAGAAUCCGGCAAAAAUCUGACCAUUUCACCUCCCGGGUUGUCAAAUUGAAGACUCUGAAGUUCUCGUUGAGCUACUCUUCCUCGAGAAACUCUGCGUUUCGAGUUUCCUGGACGAGAUGCCUGAAAACUGAUAAUCAGAUGCUGCAUCAUGCAGAAGGAGGAAUGAGUGUAAAUGAUUUACAAGAGCUCAUUGAUAGACGAAUUCCGGACAAUAGAAAUCAACUGGAGACGAGUCAUGAAAAUCUGGCGAAGGUUGCUGAGUUUUGUAAAAAAAAUUAUGUGACGUCGAGAGAUCAGCCACUCGCGCUAGAGGAGACAAAACAAUAUGCUAUUCAAUCACUGGCCAGUGUUGCUUAUCAAAUUAAUAAGAUGGCAGUAGACCUACAUGAUAUGCUCGCGUUUCAAACAGAGAAGGUGGACUCUCUUGUAAAUCAGGUGCAAUAUGUUGGUCAAGUUGUAGAUGUUCACAAAGAGAAACUUGCGAGGCGGGAGAUUGGAGCUUUGACGACUAACAAGACAUUGUUCAAACAACCGAAAAUAAUAGCUCCAGCUGUUCAAGAACCAAAAUUGAGAUAUCAGCGAACACCGAUAGAUUACUCCAUUCUCGACGGAAUCGGACAUGGUGUGAGAUCUGCCGAUCAAUCACGAGGUGGUACUCUGAUAUCUCGAGCCACUUCUUCAGUGUCAGGAAGUUCUCCUUCUCAAUAUCACAAUGAUUCUCCAGCGUAUGGUGUGUUUUCUGGUGAACGAACGGCCACUCUCGGCAGAACUAUGAGACCUUAUGCUCCGUCUAUUGCUCCUUCAGAUUAUCGUCUUCCACAGAUGUCAUCACAAUCAGAGUCUCGAAUGACCCGACAAAUCAGUCACGGAUCAGAGUUUGGUGAUCAUCUUAGCGGAGGAGGAGGAAGCGGAAGUCAGCAUGGUUCAUCAGAUUACAAUUCUAUUUAUCAACAAGAUCGAUACGGAACAAUUCGAGCAGGCGGAAGAACAACUAUUGAUGGAGGUUCAGUAGCAGCUCCAAGACUUCCUUCUGCGCAAAGUAGUGCUGGUCCAGAAUCACCCACAUUCCCACUUCCACCACCGCAAAUAUCUUCUAUGCAUUAUAACGGGUACGUAGCACCUGGAAGUGUUGUACAGCAACAACAGCAACAAAUACAACACCAGCAACCAUACCAGCCACAAAAUUAUGGAACUAUUCGAAAAUCAACAGUUAGUCGAAGUGACUUGCCACCUCCUCCAAGUUCAGUUCUGACCGGAAACCGAAUUUCAAUACACGAUGAUAUGGAUGAUUUGCCGCCGCCUCCAGAAUCUGUUGGAGGAUCCUCAGCUUACGGAGUAUUCAGUGGAGGAAGGUCAGAUUCGUACUUAUCAAGUCAACCAGCAAGUCUCUUUGAUACUAGUGCUGGAUGGAUGCCGAACGAAUAUUUAGAAAAAGUACGGGUUCUGUAUGACUAUGACGCUCAAAAAGAAGACGAGUUAACACUUCGGGAAAAUGCAAUCGUGUACGUAUUGAAAAAGAACGACGAUGACUGGUAUGAGGGAGUGCUUGAUGGAGUCACUGGUCUAUUUCCUGGAAACUACGUCGUACCAUUAUAA